AUGGCUCGCCCAGCAUCUUCCACGACCGAUGUCAUCGACUACUUCAUCGCCAUCUUCAUUCCUCCUCUGGCAGUCUUCCUCAAGCGCGGGUGCGGUGCCGAUCUCCUCAUCAACAUCGCCCUGACCAUCUUGGGCUGGAUUCCCGGCUUGAUUCAUGCCUGGUGGAUCAUUAGCAAGCAUGAGCGACCAGCUGUCAGACAUGGCUAA
This is a messenger RNA of Diaporthe amygdali, 207 nucleotides long. RefSeq lists its product as uncharacterized. Gene Ontology annotation, cellular component: membrane. Lineage: Eukaryota; Fungi; Ascomycota; Sordariomycetes; Diaporthales; Diaporthaceae. The record is from RefSeq and is a predicted model, not a curated record. Bases 1 to 207 code for a protein of 68 amino acids. The transcript is spliced from 3 exons.